This is a messenger RNA of Hemibagrus wyckioides, 606 nucleotides long. RefSeq names its product PE-PGRS family protein PE_PGRS3-like. The transcript has 2 exons. NCBI's taxonomy places the organism in Eukaryota, Metazoa, Chordata, Actinopteri, Siluriformes, Bagridae. The record is from RefSeq and is a predicted model, not a curated record. Bases 1 to 606 code for a protein of 201 amino acids.
AUGGUACCUUCCUGCUUGAACCAACCCAUUUUGACACCUGGACAGGUGUUUCUUGUUGCCCAGAUGGAUCAGGUGUGGAGGAGAGGGAGGUGCGGAGGAGAGGGAGGUGCGGAUGAGGGGGAGGUGCGGAGGAGGGGGAGGUGCGGAGGAGAGGGAGGUGCGGAUGAGGGGGAGGUGCGGAGGAGAGGGAGGUGCGGAGGAGGGGGAGGUGCGGAGGAGAGGGAGGUGCGGAGGAGGGGGAGGUGCGGAGGAGAGGGAGGUGCGGAUGAGGAGGAGGUGCGGAUGAGGGGGAGGUGCGGAGGAGAGGGAGGUGCGGAGGAGAGGGAGGUGCGGAUGAGGGGGAGGUGCGGAGGAGAGGGAGGUGCGGAGGAGGGGGGGGUGCGGAUGAGGGGGAGGUGCGGAGGAGAGGGAGGUGCGGAGGAGGGGGAGGUGUGGAGCAGAGGGAGGUGCGGAGGAAGGGGAGGUGCGGAGCGGAGGGAGGUGCGGAGGGGAGGGAGGUGUGGCGUAGAGGGUGGUGUGGAGGAGGGGGAGGUGCUGAGCAGAGGGAGGUGUGGAGGAGAGGGAGGUGUGGAGGAGAGGGAGGUGUGGAGGAGGGGGAGGUGCUGA